AUGAGCAGCACAAAAGCCAGUACUCACGUUGAACAUCGAUCAACACGUACUACCAAAAGCGAAUCGCAUCGAGAAAAAGACUCCCAUCGUGAUAGUCGAGAAGAAAAAUCGUCAACACACACACAUUCAGCGAUCUCUAAUGGAUCCUCAACUGAUCGUGCUUUCAAAGAUAAACAUCAUCCAUUAUUAAUCGCCAUUUGGAACACGGAUCGAACACAAGCAAAUGUCGAUGAAAAACUAAAAGGUCUUCGAGAUUUGAUCAAAAAAGGAACAAAUCCAAGUAUCAGCUGUGAAAUUUUACAUGAACAAACAGGCACACCUAUCGCACAAGUCUCACCUUUGAUCAUUGCAUGUUUCGAAGGUGAUGUUGAUAUCAUUCGUUUUUUCAUCGAAAAUGGUGCUGAUCCAAAUCAAACCGAAAGUGAACAUCAUUUAACUCCUAUUCAUGUUCUAUGUGAUGCAGAAUAUCACGGACAGAGUUUACGCCAAAAAGAUCGAGCUGAUUUAAUCCGUUUAUUAGUUAAAUAUGGAGCACAAGUUAAUCAUUUAGAUCGAAGUUCAAUGGCAGCGAUUCACAAAGCUGUUAUUCAUGAUCGACCUGAAUGUGUAGAAGUCUUGAUGGAUGCACAUGCUGAUCCGAAUGUUGCGUUCAUGGGUGAUACACCAUUAAGUAUCGCCGCUCGACAUAACCGAAGAAAAAUUGUUCAAAUUUUAUUAGAUCAUAAAGAAACAAAUGUUAAUCAUCGUAAUGACCAAGGUGGAACUGCACUUCAUUUCGCUAGUGCUGGUAUUGUGGAUAGUCCUGAAUGUGUGGAAUUACUGUUACAUCAUAGUGCGAAAGUCAAUGCUCAAGAUUUGAAAAAUAACACGGCUGCGAUGGUUGCCUGUUUCUUUAAUAAACCACGUAUUUUAUCAACACUGAUUCGAGCUGGUGCGGAUUUAACUGUUCGAAAUAAUGAAGGUAAAGAUGCAUAUGAUGUAGCUGUGGAAAAAGAAUUCGAUGAAUGCAAGGAACUUGUCGCCAAAGCGUUAGAAAAACGUGGUAUCAAACCAGGUAUUAAAACCACUUCGUCAACAACAGCCACGGACAAAUUAAGCGACGAUGUCGAAAAACUUAAACUUAAACGUUAA
This is a messenger RNA of Adineta ricciae, 1131 nucleotides long. NCBI's taxonomy places the organism in Eukaryota, Metazoa, Rotifera, Eurotatoria, Adinetida, Adinetidae. The record is from the annotation of a GenBank genome assembly.